ACACCGCUAUAUAUAUAACCACUGUGAGCGCACUAUUGGCUUUUAUUAGAGAAAAUGGUUUAACGUCAAGGAACGAAAUAUUUUACGGAAAAUUUUAGGUGUCGAAUAACGCCGUUAGUGCCAUAACAAAAUUUUACUGAAAUUAUUUAAACAAACUUGAUAACAAAUUUCUAUAUUUUAUUAUAUUUUAUCAAGAAAUAUUACAGACAAUGAGGUGCAUAUUUAACGUUUUAGCAGUAUUUAUAAUAGUAACGGACGGAAUUUAUUGCAGCGAACAAAUGAAACGAAACUAUGUGCAAAGUGAAGCUAUUCAGUCCUUAGCAACAACGCCUAGACCAUAUAAGAUUUGGGACUGGGGCCUAAUGGCGUCACAUGGUCCACCAGUAUCCACAAUUCAAAGACGAGAAGACGACGAAAAGUAUGACAAAGAAAGGCAGCUUGACACGUUAGGGGGCACUUAUAUUUACGACUACCGUAUGCCAAGAGACUAUGAAGAAUUCUAUUCUGAUGGAAAUGGUGUGGUAUCUGAUAUGAAAGAAGAUGUUGAAAGCUCUGAAAAUGAUGCAGAAGAGAAGAGAUCAUUUGACACUCUUGGUAAUAUGCAAAUUCAUGGCUAUAAACGCGCUCUUGAUACACUUGGUAAUAUGCAAUUACAUGGAUACAAGAGAGGGUUUGACACACUUGGUGGAGUAAAUCUACAUGGCGGUUAUAAACGCUUCAUAUCGUCUCUCGGAGGAACAAAUAUACAUGGAUACAAACGAGCUUUAGAUACACUAGGUGGUAGCUUUGUCCAUCCCUACAAAAGAUACUUCUCGUCUCUUGGUGGAGGUAACAUUCACGGAGGAAACAAAAGAAAUAUGGAUAAGCGUUAUUUGUCUUCACUUGGAGGCGGUAACCUUUACAAGCGCAGAUUUGACAAUCUCGGAGGAGUAAAUUUGCAUAGCGGUUACAAACGCUUUUUAAGCUCGCUCGGCGGUUCUAAUAUUCACAAUGGUGGCAACAAGAGAGCAUUAUCGUCGCUAGGUGGCACUAAUAUACAUAACGCAUAUAAACGCACACUUAGCUCACUCGGUGGAGCAAAUGUGUAUGGUUUUAAAAGAAGUGAUAGUAAUAAUGAUUAUGAAAAACGUGAGCUGGACUCUCUCGGAGGAUUUGGUAUACAUCGUUAUAAAAGGAGCGAAGGGGAAGAUGUCGGAAAAGAAAUUGAAGAAAAUAAGGACGUUGCACUGGAACAAUAAACCUGAAAGAGAUCAAAGUAUUUUUACAGUCAAUGUGAGAAAUAAAACCAAUACAUGUUUUAAAUGAUGUGAUAUUAAUUUAGCUUAAAUGUAUACAGCUAUAAAGAUUUAAUGCAAAAGCAGUAACAUACUAUCAAUCUAUUCAUAGGUAUUUCUUUAUAAUACAUGUAUAUGUAAGAUAUUAAAUAAUAUGUCAUAUAUUGAAUGUUUUCUACAAGAUCACAGUCAUGUAUCUUUAUUGUUAAAAUGUUAAUUAUGGUACACUAGAGUUGCCACAUAUAUAAUAUACAUACAUGGCCAUGCAGUUUUACAAAAUUAAAGGUAGAGAUGUUUAUAAUUGUAUUCAUCUUCUAAAGAACAGCUGCAUAAAAUCUAUUCAUUACUGAAAAAAAAAAACAUCAUCAUAUUUAAAAGAAUGAGAUCAAUGAUUUUUUUUAUUUCUUUUUUUAUCACAUAAGAUCAUUUUGAGAGAAUAACUCGAUUAUUGUCAACGUGUUUGUAGACAUAGACAGGUAUAACAAGGGUAGUGGAUAAAAAUGUUUUGAAACCUAAUUAUUCCAAUUAACAACCUGUAAACAAAUGACGAGCGUUUUCUUUUCAUCUUAAUUACAUUUUGUUAGCAGUCGGACUAUAGAGAGAAAACAUGCAUACAGAGAUUUUCCUUCCAUGUCAAUUUCACACUUUACCCCUGAUCGAAAUAUGCAGAUAAAAAUACACCUCUCAACAUUUUUGAUGACAAUUCUUGCUUAGUAAUUUUGAAAUCAUCAUUAUACACUUGGGAUUGAAUCUAGUUGAGUGGAUCUAGGAAAUAAUUGAGUCCGCAAGCAUUUCCUUUAAAAAUGGGGUUUUUG
Messenger RNA from Ruditapes philippinarum (Manila clam), 2089 nucleotides. Its product is annotated as feeding circuit activating peptides-like. The record is from RefSeq and is a predicted model, not a curated record. Lineage: Eukaryota; Metazoa; Mollusca; Bivalvia; Venerida; Veneridae. Bases 210 to 1238 code for a protein of 342 amino acids. The transcript has 4 exons.